Messenger RNA from Arachis ipaensis, 1024 nucleotides. The record is from RefSeq and is a predicted model, not a curated record. NCBI's taxonomy places the organism in Eukaryota, Viridiplantae, Streptophyta, Magnoliopsida, Fabales, Fabaceae.
AAAGUGAAAAGGCUGGGAAAAGAAGCACAAGUCUUGAAAGAGAAAGAUUUGAUGAAGGGUGUGAGCUCUUCAGCAUGUAUACCACAGGUUUUAUGCACUUCUGCCGACAGCAUAUAUGCUGGAAUAGUGUUAAAUACACUCCUUGCUUGCCCUUUGUCUUCCAUACUUUCAAGUCCUUUUGGUGAAUCGGCCGCACAGUUUUGUGCUGCAUCUGUUGUUAUUGCUUUAGAAGAUCUGCACAAGAUUUCAUAUUUGAGUUUCAGAAUGGUGUUCUCUACAGAGGAGUCUCGCCUGAUGUUGUGAUGUUGGACCAAACAGGACAUAUACAGCUGGUUGACUUUAGAUUUGGUAAGAAGCUCGCCAGUGAAAGAACAUUCACAAUUUGUGGGAUGGCAGAUUCACUAGCUCCAGAGAUUGUGUUGGGAAAAGGCCACAGUUUCCCUGCUGACUGGUGGGCGUUGGGAGUUCUGAUAUAUUUUAUGCUACGAAGUGAAAUGCCAUUUGGAUCAUGGAGGGAAAAUGAACUUGAUACAGUUGCCAAAAUUGCAAAGCGGAAGCUACAUCUUCCAGAUACAUUCAACCCCGACGCUGUUGAUAUCAUAUCCAAGUUACUUGAUGUGGAAGAAACUACUAGACUUGGUAGCCAAGGUACUGAUUCUGUCAAGAGUCACCCAUGGUUUAAUGGUGUUGAAUGGGAAGGGAUUCGCCACCGCACUUUUCCCGCUCCUCCGGAAAUCGUUUCUCGUGUUACACAAUACCUGGAAGUUCAUUCUGAGGAUUGCAGUGGUUCUCUAGGUUCCCCAUUACAGGAGGUAGAAGAACUCAAUGUGCCUGAAUGGCUUGAGGACUGGUAAGAGAGAAUAUGAGAACAUUAUUAGGUUUCUGUGUCCUCUUAUUUUAAAAUUUGGCUAUACACCAAUAUUUAAAUACCUUUGCUUUGUUGGAUAAUUGCAAUCCAAGAUUGCAAUGAACCAGAAGAUGCAAAGUGACACAUUUGAUAUCAGAAUAUUCCCCCCAUAGUUCA